GAUGAUCUCAAUCUCUUGACCUCAUGAUCGGCCCGCCUCAGCCUCCCAAAGUGCUGGGAUUACAGGCGUGAGCCACAGUACCCGGCCCAUUGAGUUGUUUUUUAAUUUUAAUUUUUAUGGGUACAUAGUCUGUGUAUAUAUUUAUGGGGUACAUAUUUUGAUAAAGGCAUACAAUAUGUAAUAAUCACAUCAGAGUAAAUGGGGUAUCCAUUACCGCACACAGUGUUUUUGUGUGUGUUAUGAACAUUAUAAUUAUACUCUUUUAGUUAUUUUUCAAUGUACUAUAGAUUAUUGUUUUUCAUUGAGCUUUAAUGAUUCUAUUCAUAUAUGGCAUGACCAGUCAAAAGAGAUACCUUCUGGAGCAGGUUCUUGAAUAACAUUGUUUCAUUCAACUUCAUUUCAGUAUAAUGUUGAUGAGAAAAAAAAAUUGACUCCCAGCAGCGCCACUCUCUGUGUGGAGUUUGCAUGUUUUCCUCAUGUCUGCGUGGGUUUUCUCAGGGCACUUCAAUUUCCCCCAACAUCCCAAAGCUGCGCACAUUGAGUUCGUUCCCGUGUCUACAUUGUCCCAGUCUGAGUGAGUGUGGGUGUGUGAGUGAGUAUGCCUUGCCAUGGAACAGUGUUUUGUCUAGGGUUGCUUCCUCACCUCUGAACUGCUGGGAUAGGCUUGACCCAGAACUGAAAUUACUGGGUGAAUAAUAAUCUUACUUGAUGUAUUAAUAUUUUGUAAAUAUAAAUAUAGGUAGCGUUCACAUUUAUUUCAAUAUUUAAUAUUAAAAGUGUUUUGUGUUUUUAUUUGGAAGUUUAGUGAUGUUUUUCUCACCAGAAAUAUGCCACAGGAACUUAACUCUUAUUUAUAUUAAUUGGCCUAUACAAAUUUUGUUAUGCAAAAUUUCAUGUAAAGUGGUGGUUUUCAAGGACCUAUUGACAAAGUUAGGUGAGGAUUGACUAUUUUCUUCACCUUAACGAGUUUUCUCAUGCCAUUUACCAGCCAAACCCCUUCCAGAGACCAGUUCAUCACAAGUGCAUUUUUAUAACCCAGUGACCUCCUGGUAAUUGCCCUGUUCAGGGAGAUCUUGAGUUUGAAUAUGAGCUUUGCCAUUAUUCCAGUUCUGCCAGCCUCUAACCCUAUAAAUUAGCAUAUGCCAAACCUUCCUGUCUUUUAAUACAUAUAUAUUUUAAGUUUGUCAAAAUUAGAAAAAAAUACCUUUUGAGUCAUAUUUUUUGUUUCAUUUUAUGUUUAUGCUUAUUCUCAAAAAAGAAUAGUUUAUCUUAAAGUAUAUUGUAUUUUUUUGUGGAAAAUGGACUGGUAACCCUCUCCUAUUUUUAGUAUGAAAAAAAUGUGUUUCAGGAAAAUAAAUGUAUCAGCUUUCCUAUAAGACUACCAUAAUAUUUAAAGUAACUGGAGAAGAUGCUUGUAUUUAGUUUGUUUUAUUCUUUUAAAACAAAUACACAAUAAUGAGGAUCUCAUAUGUAACUUCCCAAAUUUUCUGUCUUUCAUACUUGAUUCUCAAAUUAAUGAAAUAAGUAGAUUGUAUUCUAUCUUUAUAUUAUUACUCAUUAAUUUUGGGGAAAAUGCUUCAAUAAUGGCUUUUGGAGAAAAUGAAAAGAUGCCACAUUAAUUGUAGACAACCAUUUUAAGAUACAUUUCAUUCCGCCCCACUGGCUGCUCUGAAAAGCCAUCUUUGCAUUGUUCCUCGUCCGCCUCCUUGCUCGCCGCAGCCGCCUCCGCCGCGCGCCUCUUCCGCCGCCGCAGACUCCGGCAGCUUUAUCGCCAGAGUCCCUGAACUCUCGCUUUCUUUUUAAUCCCCUGCAUCGGAUCACCGGCGUGCCCCACCAUGUCAGACGCAGCCGUAGACGCCAGCUCCGAAAUCACCACCAAGGACUUAAAGGAGAAGAAGGAAGUUGUGGAAGAGGCAGAAAAUGGAAGAGACGCCCCUGCUAACGGGAAUGCUAAUGAGGAAAAUGGGGAGCAGGAGGCUGACAGUGAGGUAGAUGAAGAAGAGGAAGAAGGUGGGGAGGAAGAGGAGGAGGAAGAAGAAGGUGAUGGUGAGGAAGAGGAUGGAGAUGAAGAUGAGGAAGCUGAGUCACCUACGGGCAAGCGGGCAGCUGAAGAUGAUGAGGAUGACGAUGUCGAUACCAAGAAGCAGAAGACCGACGAGGAUGACUAGACAGCAAAAAAGGAAAAGUUAAACUUAAAAAAAAGGCCGCCGCGACCUAUUCACCCUCCACUUCCCGUCUCAGAAUCUAAACGUGGUCACCUUCGAGUAGAGAGGCCCGCCCGCCCACCGUGGGCAGUGCCACCCGCAGAUGACACGCGCUCUCCACCACCCAACCCAAACCAUGAGAAUUUGCAACAGGGGAGGAAAAAAGAACCAAAACUUCCAAGGCCAUGCUUUUUUUCUUAAAAGUACUUUAAAAAGGAAAUUUGUUUGUAUUUUUUAUUUACAUUUUAUAUUUUUAUACAUAUUGUUAGGGUCAGCCAUUUUUAAUGAUCUCGGAUGACCAAACCGGCCUUCGGAGCGUUCUCUGUCCUACUUCUGACUUUACUUGUGGUGUGACCAUGUUCAUUAUAAUCUCAAAGGAGAAAAAAAACCUUGUAAAAAAAGCAAAAAUGACAACAGAAAAACAAUCUUAUUCUGAGCAUUCCAGUAACUUUUUUGUGUAUGUACUUAGCUGUACUAUAAGGAGUUGGUUUGUAUGAGAUGGUUAAAAAGGCCAAAGAUAAAAGGUUUCUUUUUUUUCCUUUUUUGUCUAUGAAGUUGCCGUUUAUUUUUUUUUUGGCCUGUUUGAUGUAUGUGUGAAACAAUGUUGUCCAACAAUAAACAGGAAUUUUAUUUU
Molecule: messenger RNA, 2838 nt
Organism: Pan troglodytes (chimpanzee)
Lineage: Eukaryota; Metazoa; Chordata; Mammalia; Primates; Hominidae
Product: prothymosin alpha-like
Exons: 1
Coding region: 1836-2168 (110 amino acids)
Biological process (GO): positive regulation of transcription by RNA polymerase II; negative regulation of apoptotic process
Cellular component (GO): nucleus
Molecular function (GO): histone binding
Source: RefSeq, a predicted model, not a curated record